GCUCUUCCAAUUCCCCAUUCUCAACGCUCCCUCUCUUUCUCUUUCUCUUUCUUCUCCUUUUCUUCCCUUUCUUUUUUUGCUUGUGGGUUUAUCAGGAUUUUUUCUUUCAACUGAUCAUUUAUAACCCACAUUUCACAUUUUCCUCCAAUUAGACUGCAUUUUCUUGUUAAUUUUAGGAAGUUAAAAGGAAACUUGAUUUUUCUGUCCUCUGAUAACUUUGAAUAUAUGGGGAAGUUAAUGAGACUCAUUUCAAUGGCUCCUCUGUUUCUGCUACUUUGCCUUCCUUUUGCAUUUGGUGGGCAUGAUUAUAACCAAGCUUUGAGUAAGAGUAUUCUCUUCUUUGAAGCUCAAAGAUCUGGUUACCUCCCCCAUAACCAGAGAAUCACAUGGAGAGCUAACUCUGGUUUGAAUGACGGCAAGGCUAGUGGGGUGGAUUUGGUAGGGGGGUACUAUGAUGCAGGGGACAAUGUGAAGUUUGGGUUGCCUAUGGCAUUCACCAUAACGAUGAUGUCCUGGAGCAUAAUAGAGUACGGCAAACAAAUGGUUGCUAAUGGUGAGCUGGGCCAUGCCAUGGAAGCCGUCAAGUGGGGCACUGACUAUUUCAUCAAAGCUCAUCCCCAGCCUUAUGUCCUUUACGGAGAGGUGGGAGAUGGUAACAGUGACCAUUACUGUUGGCAAAGACCGGAGGACAUGACCACCGACCGUCGUGCUUACAAGAUUGACCCAAGUAAUCCAGGGUCGGAUCUCGCCGGUGAAACAGCCGCCGCAAUGGCCGCCGCUUCCAUCGUCUUCCGCCGCUCCAAUCCUGCCUAUUCCAGAGAGCUUCUUCGCCAUGCCUACCAGCUGUUCGAGUUUGCUGAUAAAUACAGAGGCAAAUAUGACAGCAGUAUCACAGUUGCUCAAAAAUACUACCGAUCCAUCAGUGGCUACAACGAUGAGUUGUUGUGGGCCGCUGCAUGGCUGUACCAAGCUAGUAACAAUAAAUACUACUUGAACUAUCUUGCGAAAAAUGGUGACUCAAUGGGUGGAACCGGCUGGGCCAUGACUGAGUUCGGUUGGGACGUCAAGUAUGCUGGGGUUCAGACCCUUGUCGCCAAGUUUUUAAUGCAAGGUGAAGCUGGUCACCAUGCACCAGUUUUCGAGAAGUACCGUCAGAAGGCGGAGUAUUUCAUGUGUUCAUUGAUCGGAAAGGGUAGCCGUAAUAUUCAGAAGACUCCCGGUGGUUUGAUUUACAGACAGAGAUGGAACAACAUGCAGUUCGUGACAAGCGCUUCGUUCUUGGCAACUGUCUACUCUGAUUAUCUGACUUCCUAUAGGGGAAGCUUGAAGUGUGCUGCUGGCAAUGUUGCACCAUCGGAGCUUCUUUCUUUUGCGAAAUCUCAGGUGGAUUACCUUCUUGGAGACAAUCCAAGAGCUACAAGCUAUAUGGUUGGCUAUGGAAACAAUUAUCCAAGACAAGUUCACCACCGAGGUUCUUCGAUUGUUUCGAUCAAGGUCAACCCUAAAUUUGUUGCCUGCCGACAAGGUUACGCAACUUGGUAUACAAGGAAAGCUAGUGAUCCUAAUGUCCUCACCGGUGCUUUGGUCGGAGGGCCUGAUGCCUAUGAUAACUUUGCUGAUGAAAGAGACAAUUAUGAGCAAACAGAGCCUGCUACCUAUAACAAUGCUCCACUUCUUGGCAUUUUGGCUAGAUUAGCUGGUGGUCAUGGUGGAUACAACCAACUCCUUCCUGUGGUUGCCCCAGCACCUAAUCCUGUCAUUGCCAAACUGAAACCGGCACCGAAGCCCAAACGGACUCCAACUCCUGCCUCAUCUUCUAGUCCAAUUACUAUAAACCAGAAGAUGACAACUUCCUGGAAUCACAAGGGCAAGACUUACUACAGAUAUUCCACAGUAGUGACCAACAAGUCUUACAAGACAGUAAAGGCUCUCAAGCUCUCAAUAUCAAAGCUUUAUGGUCCCAUAUGGGGUCUCACCAAGUCUGGCAAUUCUUAUGGUUUCCCAGAAUGGCUCAACACUUUACCUGCUGGAAAGAGUCUUGAGUUUGUAUACAUCCAUGCUGCUUCUCCUGCUGAUGUCUCUGUUUCAAGCUACAAUUUAGCUUAAUAUGGAAGACAUUGCAAAAAAUAAAGGGUAAGUUCCAACAUGGUUCUGGGGUUGUGGUGUUAGAAUUUGUGCAGCUAUACAGAAUGCGGUCAAAGAAAAGGGUUGGUUUUCCUGUUUUUUUUUCUUCGUUGUUUGGGGAUUUUCAACUCUACUUGUUGAAUGGGUUAUUUAAUUAGGGUUCUACCAGAUAUUUAGUGGAAGAUUGGAGGAGAAAUAGAUAGAAUUGGGAGACAGUUAAAGAGAAUGAAAAUUGAGAAAGUAAACAAAUUACUUCUCAAUAAGAUUUCAAGGAAUCUGCUUUUUACUUCCUACUUACAGAACAGCAGCUGAUGUCUUUUUUUGUUGUUGGUGUUGUAACUGCAAACUUUGUAGCAUUAUAUGUUUUCCAUAUAAAUACAGUUUGCACAACAAUGUUUUGUCCCUA
Molecule: messenger RNA, 2530 nt
Organism: Gossypium raimondii (Peruvian cotton)
Lineage: Eukaryota; Viridiplantae; Streptophyta; Magnoliopsida; Malvales; Malvaceae
Product: endoglucanase 6
Exons: 9
Coding region: 226-2106 (626 amino acids)
Biological process (GO): carbohydrate metabolic process
Molecular function (GO): hydrolase activity, hydrolyzing O-glycosyl compounds; carbohydrate binding
Source: RefSeq, a predicted model, not a curated record